Molecule: messenger RNA, 582 nt
Organism: Emiliania huxleyi CCMP1516
Lineage: Eukaryota; Haptophyta; Isochrysidales; Noelaerhabdaceae
Exons: 3
Coding region: 1-582 (193 amino acids)
Biological process (GO): mRNA cis splicing, via spliceosome
Cellular component (GO): U1 snRNP; U2-type prespliceosome
Molecular function (GO): RNA binding; protein binding
Source: RefSeq, a predicted model, not a curated record
AUGCUCCUUCGGCGACAGCACGACGCGCGCGUCGAUGCGGCAAAAUCGACUCGGCUGUACUUGAUGAUGGGGCGGCGCGUGCGCGCGGCAGCAGCCUUGCGCAUCCAAGCCAUGUGCCGCGGCCGACUGGCGCGCAUUCUCACGGAGAGGCUCCGCGCCGCCAGGGUUGCGGCCGCGUGGGUCGUAAAGACCACCGCGGACGGCCGCCGCUUCUACUACAAUCGGCUGACCAAGCAGCGGCAGUGGAAGAUGCCAGAGCUCAAGGCUCGCCUUGCAGGGCAAAAGGAGGCUCCUAGUGGCAAGGAGGCGAGGCCCGCGCCCGCGGCAGCGAGCGCCGCGCUUGCGGGGACGUCACCAGUUGAGGUGGAUGCGGCCGCGUGGGUCGUAAAGACCACCGCGGACGGCCGCCGCUUCUACUACAAUCGGCUCACCAAGCAGCGGCAGUGGAAGAUGCCGGCGGAGCUACGGGCGGCGGCUGCCGCUGCCAGGGCCACUCCCGACACUCUCGGGAUGAGCUCAUGUGGGGCAACGGGCGAGAGGGCGGGGCAACUCCAGCGAGGAACCGUCUCCACCCUCGAGUGA